GCCGAGCGGGCCGGGCCGCGGCGGGCCAAGUCGGGAAAACUCCACUCGUUAGGAGCCCGAACCCAACAAGUUGCGGUAGGAGCGCUCCGUGCGGAGAUGGGGCUGCUUUACCCGGCGCACGAGUGAGGCGCGCUGAGGGAGAUCGGCGAGGGACUGUCCGUCGGGAAGUGCGGGCUCCCCGCGGGUUGAUUAAGUGAAUAGAAGAAAAAAAAUAAAAGAAAAACGAAGCUACUUUCAAGUAUUGAAGAUACAAGGCCAGGAUGAACACGAGGGACGGAAAAGUGUCCGAAGGAGGUCUCAAUGUCACUCUUACCAUACGCCUUCUCAUGCAUGGCAAGGAGGUUGGAAGCAUUAUCGGAAAGAAAGGUGAGACAGUGAAGAAGAUGAGGGAGGAGAGUGGUGCUCGAAUCAAUAUUUCAGAAGGCACUUGUCCAGAGAGAAUUGUGACAAUAACAGGCCCAACAGAUGCAAUUUUUAAAGCUUUUUCUAUGAUUGCACUAAAAUUUGAAGAGGACAUUAACGCUUCGAUGACAAACAGCUCGGUGACAAGCAAACCGCCCGUAACACUGCGGCUCGUCGUCCCAGCAAGCCAGUGUGGAUCCCUCAUAGGAAAAGGAGGUUCCAAAAUCAAAGAAAUCAGGGAGUCCACAGGAGCCCAGGUGCAGGUGGCAGGGGACAUGCUGCCCAACUCGACGGAGCGCGCCGUGACCAUCUCCGGCACCCCCGACGCCAUCAUCCAGUGUGUGAAGCAGAUCUGCGUGGUGAUGCUGGAGUCCCCACCCAAAGGUGCCACCAUCCCCUACCGUCCCAAACCUGCCUCUGCACCUAUCAUUUUUGCAGGUGGCCAGGUAAGAGCAGACACCAUUUUGGCUUCAGCUGGAAACCACACCGUCCUGGCCCAGCCUCAGCCAGCGCCUGCGUUCACGAUUCAGGGGCAGUAUGCCAUCCCUCAUCCAGACGUGAGUCCAGCACAUUUGACCAAGCUUCACCAGUUGGCUAUGCAGCAUCCCCCCUUUACUCCCCUUGGGCAGACCACCCCUGGUUUCCCUGGACUGGAUGCCACUACUCCAACCAGUUCCCAUGAACUUACUAUUCCCAAUGAUUUAAUAGGCUGCAUUAUUGGCAGACAAGGCAGUAAGAUAAAUGAAAUCAGGCAGAUGUCAGGAGCGCAGAUCAAGAUUGCUAAUGCCACAGAAGGCUCGGCAGAACGACAAGUUACAAUCACAGGAUCCCCUGCAAACAUCAGCUUAGCACAGUACCUCAUUAAUGCAAGCUUAGAGAUGGCUAAAGUCAGCACCCAGACCGCUUCCGUCACGACCCCUGUUGACCUCAACAUGAACCUCUCUCAGUCUGCCACCCCUACCUCCACCCCCACCUCCAUGGCCGUGCUGGCGGCCGCCUCCGCCGCUACCGUCAGUACCCCCCCUCCCCUACCAACUCUGCCAACCACCCACUAUGCCGUUCCUGUCUCCAGUCUGCUUGGCAUGAAAACUGUCCCACUCCUGGCACUAAAUGCCGCGGCCGCCGCGGGGGCCACGGGGAGUUUGUCCGCUUACACUGCCAAAAUUCCUUCGACGAGCGGGGUUAAGAAAUCUGACCGCCAGAAGUUUGCUCCAUAUUGAAGGGAUGAGACACAAUGCAAGCUUUGCCAGCUCUGCCAAGAGUCUGUGGUAGAUCCUAGUUAUCAAGGAAACAAUACGGCAUCUUUUAUUUUCUGUUCAAUUGCUAGUGUUAACUGUUGCCGGCUCAAGUCGUCUUCCGCUCUCCAUAACACCUAACACCAGGCACCACCUACCAACUAGUUCCAACAGCCAGCAGCGCCAGCCUGGGCUCUUUCUCCCCGGACACAGGCUCGGCCAGGGCAGGCCCUCGGCAGCCCCACAGCAAGGCAGGGGUGCCCCCAGCCCAGCAAGGGAGACACAGUGAAGAGAAGGAAAAAACGUCAGUGAGGCAAAAUGGUGAUAGCCUGCUCCAGCAAAGGUGCCCGGCAUAAAAAUACGCUUAGAUCCAUUUGCAGGGAUCCCUCCCACUGCAGAACAACCCCUUAUGGCAAACUGGCAUCUUUGGUGUAUUUUUUCUAUUGCUAGAAUGUGCAAAUCUGGCACUUCUGAUGAUCACCAGUGCCCCUGUAAUGCCCUGUGAAGUGCUGCUGGCCCCCUCAGUCAUUCUGCUGCUCCCAAAAGGCCUGGACACCCCAUCUCCCUGUCCCAAAAUCUGCCUAUGAGCAGGAGGUGGAAGUUAGGAGGUUCCGACUUCAGGUACUUCUGCAUCCAGUUAAUCCUUCUGGUCUGAGAAAAACUGCUAAAUUAAAAUGACUGUAAAACAGUAAGGAGAAAAUAUCAGGUGCCUGUGCCUUUCCAUGUGAUUCUUUUAAAGGGCGCAACCAUUUUUCUCUGCUUUGGAAAAACAUAAUUUUAAGAACUCUGCUUAAGGGAGGGAGGGAGAGACAGAGAGUUCAGGCUCCUCCUUUUGCACUCAGAUGUUUUACAUAUACUGACACAGUGCUUAUUUCUGUAAGUGCUUCAGAGCAAGUACAAACCAGGUGUCAUCACUAUCUGAUAUUUCCUCUCGUGUAGGUUUUAUUCAGCCAAAAUGACCAUUUUUCGUUAGGUUUCUGUACAAAAUACAUCCCUGUUUAACUCGCCGCUAAUCAUGCAGUCAGGUUUUAUGGUAAUCAUGAGUAACAUGCAGCAUUUUAGAGGUCAUUCAAAGGUUGCUGCCUGGACAGAUCCCAUCCCUUUACCAAGCACUUCAGGAUGUUCAGAUUAACUAAAACGAGACAGGUAAUGUCAGCCAAAGCCAAGAGAGCUGGGGAAUGGAGUGGCUGGUUGCCAGCUGUUGGAACUAGUUCUUAACUGCAUUUUAUGUUUGUCCAUCCACCUUCUUUUUAAUUUCUGUUGCAUAACUCAGUAAUGCAAUAUUGUUUUCCUCACCACUUCCAAAUCCAGAGUCCCAUUAGCCUGCCAUGUUCAUCCACUCUGCACUCCUUGGACACAAAGCUUUAACAAUUGAACUGUAUUCAGUGCAUUUUAAUAUAAACUAAAAACACAAUGCAAAUGCAAUACUUUUUAAAACAUGGUAUUUCAAAGUGUGUUAUUGUAUAGGGCUAAGUACUAUCUCAGUAUUUUGUGUCAUUUCUUGUAUUCUGUGGGCUUUUCUUCACCUUAUCACCUUUGCACUAAGUUUUGUCACUGUAACCAUUUGUAGAACUGCCAUUGUUACAAUUUGCACUUAUCCAAAUGGGGUUUUUGGUUGGUUUUGUUGGGGGUUUUUUGGUUUUGUGGUUUUUUUGUUUAUUUGUG
Molecule: messenger RNA, 3302 nt
Organism: Ficedula albicollis (Collared flycatcher)
Lineage: Eukaryota; Metazoa; Chordata; Aves; Passeriformes; Muscicapidae
Product: poly(rC)-binding protein 3-like
Exons: 13
Coding region: 261-1622 (453 amino acids)
Biological process (GO): negative regulation of mRNA splicing, via spliceosome
Cellular component (GO): nucleus; cytoplasm
Molecular function (GO): mRNA binding
Source: RefSeq, a predicted model, not a curated record